Messenger RNA from Aspergillus caelatus, 1102 nucleotides. Its product is annotated as ML domain-containing protein. The transcript has 3 exons. Lineage: Eukaryota; Fungi; Ascomycota; Eurotiomycetes; Eurotiales; Aspergillaceae. Gene Ontology annotation, molecular function: sterol binding. The record is from RefSeq and is a predicted model, not a curated record. Bases 157 to 687 code for a protein of 176 amino acids. Gene Ontology annotation, biological process: intracellular sterol transport.
ACUUACCUUCCGAAGAGGUACAACUUACUAGUACUUGCUAUAUACUUGCAACUUCCACCACCGUCAUCACAGGUCUGAGUAACACUUAUAUCAUUUGAUUCAAUUUCCCAUCUCAUCGUGGUCCGAUCCCGAGCUGUUUGACAAAUCCUUGCAAUCAUGAAGUUCUUAUCAACUGCCGCUGCGCUUCUCGUCUGCCUCGCCCCCGUUUCCACCACAGCUCGAAGCCUCGACUUCUUCAAGUCAUCUCAAUCCCCUAUCAUCCAUGAACAAGGCAAACCCGUCGCAGGGGAUAACCCUCUGCAGUAUUGUGACGACCCGGUGGACGAUAUCCUAGAUAUUAAACAGGUGGACUUGUCACCUAACCCACCUCUUCCUGGCAAAACACUUGUCAUCACGGCCUCUGGCACCUUGCAUGAAAAGAUCGAGGAUGGUGCUUAUGUGCUUUUGGAGGUCAAAUAUGGCUUGAUUACUCUUCUCAGGCAGACUGCCAACCUCUGCGAACAGCUCGUCAACGUAGACCUUAAAUGUCCUCUGGGGCCGGGUGACAUGACCUUGACCAAGCAGGUUGACUUGCCAAAGCAGAUUCCUCCGGGCAAAUACACUGUCCAGGCAGAUGUUUACACUAAGGAUGAUGAGCGUAUCACCUGCCUGAAGGCCCUUAAUAUUGAAUUCAAGGGUCACUUCUGAGAGGUCGGCAAAUGUAUAGCCUGCACCUAGAUAUCGAUGCGCUCAACCUAGUUUGAGCAUGCCGUAUACUUAAUUACGAACCUCGCCAUGUACCCAAACCAGCAGUUGUUUCCUUUCUUUCCAAUCGCAUGAUUCAUGAUUCUUUCGACUUCAUUCGCUAUGUCUUGUACGGCGUUUCGGAGCAUCCGCUCGAUACUACCGCCUUCUUUUUCAAGUUCGGGUCUAUUUAUAUAUGUCGUUUUGGCAUCGCUUAGCUGCAUCUGUAUCAUCAGCCCAGGUAGAGCUUUAAUGUCCAUACGCAUGGUUUAUUUGAAUCAAGCAUUCUUAAUUGCCGUGCACGAAGCCGAUUUAAGAUUUCCUAUCUGCCACGUCUCUGCAAGUCUUCCCACAACCGAGUUGAAAUUAUGAUGCCUCC